GACGCAGCAUCGAGUAGUCGCUGCUUGACCAGUGUGCAACGCGUGGCACGUGACAUAUCAUACUGAAUUACAGAGAGUAAUUGAUUAGGUUCUAUUCUUGUGGCAGAGCGCGGCGAACAUGGCGCUGUUCCGCGGUCUAUUUAAUUUCUUUCUGGACGAUAGUAAGUUAGACGAGAAAAUUGGCAUGACGGAGAAGCAAAAGAGGCUGGUGCAGAACACAUGGGCGAUCGCUCGUAAAGACGAGGUGUCGGCUGGAGUCGCCGUUAUGAACGCCUUUUUCAAACAAUAUCCCGAGUACCAACAGCAAUUUAAGUCAUUUAAGGAUAUUCCGUUUGAGGAAUUGCCAAAAAACAAGAGAUUUCAAGCGCAUUGUGCCAGUAUUAUAUCGACAAUUAGCAAACUGAUUGAGCAAAUGUACGAUCCGGAAUUGAUGCAAGCGUCUCUGAUUAAUUUGAUCGAGAAACACAAAAAUCGCGGACAAACGCUGGAGCAGUUCGAAAAUUUAAAACAGCUGUUGUUAGUUCUUUUUCCCUCGUUAUUCGGGAAACAGUACACACCGGAAGCGCAGGAGGCCUGGAAAAAGAUGUUAGACUUGAUCUUUACGACUAUUAACGAUAUUUACAAGAGUUAAGAUAUUCGCGAUGGCGUAAUCGCGCAAUUCUUCAAUUGUAAUUGAUAAGAAAAUGUGUAUGAUGCAUAUUCUAUACGUAUAGCUUUUUUUCGAAAAUAAUAUUUAUCAAAAUAUUUAUAAUCGCGCGAUUGGGGUAACUUGUACCUAUUUUUUGGGGAGCAAAGUGUGUGGUUUCUACGCGUAAUUUACAUACAAACUAAUUACACAUAACAACUAAUCACAAAGCGCAUAUUUGACUAAUUUUGCGGCGAAGAGAGAAUAUUUGUUGUUUCUUCAGGGUGUCUAGCCGUUCUUAAAAUCCUUCAAGUACUUGAAAUGUUAAACAUCCUGGAAGUGUACUUAAAUUUUUGGUAGAGCCUUGAUUUUUUUUGUUCACUGAAAAAAAAUUGAUUGAAUUCGAAUAAGUAUAUUUAUUUCAAU
Messenger RNA from Nylanderia fulva, 1051 nucleotides. It is a transcript of the gene Glob1, whose product is annotated as globin 1. The record is from RefSeq and is a predicted model, not a curated record. Lineage: Eukaryota; Metazoa; Arthropoda; Insecta; Hymenoptera; Formicidae. Gene Ontology annotation, molecular function: oxygen binding; heme binding. Gene Ontology annotation, biological process: oxygen transport.